This is a messenger RNA of Suncus etruscus (white-toothed pygmy shrew), 1989 nucleotides long. RefSeq names its product acyl-CoA oxidase like (gene ACOXL). The record is from RefSeq and is a predicted model, not a curated record. Gene Ontology annotation, biological process: lipid homeostasis; fatty acid beta-oxidation using acyl-CoA oxidase. Gene Ontology annotation, molecular function: acyl-CoA oxidase activity; FAD binding; fatty acid binding. Gene Ontology annotation, cellular component: peroxisome. NCBI's taxonomy places the organism in Eukaryota, Metazoa, Chordata, Mammalia, Eulipotyphla, Soricidae.
AUGGAGCCGGAGCUCGACCUGGGACUCGAGGACUCUUCCCUGCAACGUUACUUAAACGGCGAGCACUGGACCCUCCAGAAAGAGCUGAGCAAGCUCCUGGGGGACUGUCCGCUCUUCAGGCAGAGGUAUGAUUUAAGUCUGGAUGAAAUGAGAGCAUUGACAGUUCAGAGACUGAAGUUUGUCAUGGGAUUACCGCUAUUAAAGCGUGCAAUUCAGGAAAAGGUGGAGAAAACGAAGAAUUUUGUCAACCGAGGCCUUAUCAUAGGUGAAGUACUUUCCGCAGCGGACAUGUCCACAGGUGUCAAGUGUGGAAUAAUUUAUUGGCUGUUUGGAGGUGCUAUCAGGAAUCUUGGAAGCCCAGAACAUGUAGCUAAAUGCUUCAGCCAUUGCAGGGAUCAGAAACACACUGGAAUGUUUGCAAUGACUGAGAGGGGCCAUGGAGCAAUGGUGAGAGGGAUCCAGACUGAAGCCACUUGACAUCUCUGCACAGGUGAGUUUAUAAUUGACACACCAUGUGAAAAUGCCCAGAAGAUGUACAUAGGAAAUGCGAUGUAUGGGAAUUAUGCAACAGUCUUUGCUCAGCUCAUCAUAAAUGGAAGAUCUCAAGGCCCCCACUGUUUCAUUGUUCCUAUUCGGGAUGAAAAUGGAAACUUGUACCCAGGAGUGACGGCUAUUGAUAUGCUGUAUAAAGAAGGUCUGCAUGGUGUGGAUAAUGGGAUUUUAAUAUUUAACAAAGUGCGGAUACCAAGGGAAAAUCUGCUAGAUAAGUAUGGUUCUGUGACUCCAGAUGGGCAGUACCAUUCUCCAAUUAAGAACAAGAGUGCAAGAUUCAAUGCGAUGCUGGCAGCACUGACCCCUACACGACUAGCUGUGACCUUCCAAGCCAUGGGCUCCAUGAAGGUUGGAUUGACCAUAGCCAUUCGAUAUAGUCACAGCCGGAGGCAGUUUGGGCCCAAAGACAAGGAAGAGGUCAAGAUCAUCAAACAUCAAACACAAUCCCUACGACUGAUGCCUCACCUGGCCACAGUUGUGGCCCUGACGUUCACGACCAGGUAUGUGGGAGCCCUCUUGGACAAAGACAUCUUCCAGGGGAAGGAUCUGAUCAAUAACCGCCCACUGCAGGCCUUAAUAGCGGGGCUGAAGGCUUACAGCACAUGGGAGAAUAAUAGCUGCUUGCAGGAGUGUCGUGAAUGUACUGGAGGCAUGGGUUAUAUGAUGGAAAACCGAAUCUCAGGUCUGAAAUGUGAUACUGAUGUGUUUGCAACUUUUGAAGGUGACAAUUACGUUAUGCUUCAGGUGGUGGCACGGGAGCUGCUGGCUCAAAAAACCAAAGAGUAUGAAGAAAGACCACUCUUAACCUUGCUCCAAAGCUGGGCUGACUCUGCGGGCAGCAUGCUGAAAACCAGUUUUCUGGCAUUUAAUGUGAACACAGUGGGCAAUCUUAGCUUUCUUUUGAAAGCAGUGAAUUUUCGUGAAAAUGUUCUUCAGCGGGGUUUGAUGGCCAGAAUUUAUUAUAAGGUAACAAACCAGAAAGAAGACUUUUUCAGUGCCUGGAACUCUUGUCUUCACCACAUAGCUGCCCUGUCCCUGGCACACGUUCACAGAGUGACUUUAGAACAGUUCUCCCUGGCAGUGCGGUGCUGUCCCAACCAGGAGGACCAGGCCCUACUAAUGAAGUUUUGCCUGUUAUAUGGAACCAACUUGGUUUUCCAGGAGCGAGCCUGGUAUCUAGAACAUAAAUAUUUGACUCCCACGGACAGCAUGAGGAUUAGGAGUCAGUUACUGCAUCUGUGUGACUCGGUGAAAGAUGAUGCCUUGAGGUUGACCGCCGCCUUCAACAUUCCUCGCACUUCCCUUCAUGCGCCCAUCGCAGGCAUCAGGAACGCGCAGGCCCCCUGGGCCUUCUACAAGGCACCGCGGCUCCCCCAGGCCAGAGCCGCGGCGGCGGCGGCGCCCUCUCCACAGUCCCAGCUGGGUGCCAAGUUAUAG